Messenger RNA from Propithecus coquereli (Coquerel's sifaka), 1617 nucleotides. It is a transcript of the gene LAMP3, whose product is annotated as lysosomal-associated membrane protein 3. The transcript has 6 exons. The record is from RefSeq and is a predicted model, not a curated record. Gene Ontology annotation, cellular component: membrane. Bases 1 to 1236 code for a protein of 411 amino acids. NCBI's taxonomy places the organism in Eukaryota, Metazoa, Chordata, Mammalia, Primates, Indriidae.
AUGUCCCGACAGCUCUCCGCAGUGGUGGCGCUCUUCAUGUCCCUGGCCGUAAUUUUGCAGGAUGGCAGUCAAGCAAGAGCAAAAUCAUCUCCAGAAAGCAGAGUCUAUCUUCAACCCACUACAGCAGCCACAGCAAAACCUUCUCUCUUGCAACAAACUAACCAGGUGCCUCAUGAAACUUUAGCAGCAAGAUCAACGGAUGGUCACAUCACCUCUGAAAUAGCUGCCACAGUAAAAACUCCAACUACCCCAGUAACUACAAGAAACACUCCACCCACCAGCCCAAUUAUGCACACCUUGAUCACAACGCAGGCCACAGCCAACUCACACACGGCUACUCCAGUUACUGAAGCUACCAUCGGCAACAGCUCAGCCCCUCAUUCACAGCCACCCACCAGCACCCCGCCAGCCUACACAACGGGAACCAGCCCAUCAACUGUCUGCUGCACAACUGGGCAAACCACCCACCCCAGUAACCCGACCACCCUCCCAAUGACUUUGUCAACAGCACCACACAAAAGCACAACCAGUCAGAAGCUUAUUCAAUCCAGCUAUGCCCCAGGAACAACUACAGCUGCACACAACACCACCCAAACAACCUCACCUGCCUCCACAGCUCCUGGGCCCACCCUUGCCCCUCAGCCAUCAUCAGCCAAGACGGGAACUUAUCAAGUUCUAAAUGGAAGCAGGCUCUGUAUAAAAGCAGAGAUGGGGAUACAACUAAUUGUUCAAGACAAGGAGUCGGUUUUUCCAUCUCAGAGAUACUUCAACAUUGAGCCCAAUGCAACUCAAGCCUCUGGGAACUGUGGCUCCCAAAAAUCCAACCUUCUCUUGAAUUUUCGGGGUGGAUUUGUGAAUCUCACGUUCACCAAGGAUGAAAAAUCAUAUUACAUCAGUAAAGUGGGAGCCUAUUUGACCGUCUCAAAUCCAGAGACAAUUUACCAAGGAUUGAAGGGUGCGCUGGUGCUGUUUGAGACGGUGGUCGGGCAUUCCUUCAGGUGUGUGAGCGAGCAAAGCCUCCAGCUGUCCGCCCAGCUCCAGCUGAAAACAAUGAAUGUCCAACUUCAAGCCUUUGAUUUGGAAGACGACCACUUUGGAAAUGUGGAUGAGUGCUCGUCUGACUACACAAUUAUGCUUCCUGUGAUUGGGGCCAUCGUGGUUGGUCUCUUCCUUGUAGGUAUGGGUGUCUAUAAAAUCCGCGUAAGGUGUCAAUCAUCUGGAUACCAGAGAAUCUAAUUGGUGCCCAGAGGAAAUGAAAAUAAUGGAGUUUAGAGAAUUCUUUCAUCGCUUCCAGGAUGGAUAUUAGGAACUUCCCUUAGAAUAUGGGUCCUUUGAACAUACGAACCACCAUCUUCCGCUAAAACCAAGUGAGCCAUUUGUGAUUUAAGUUCAGGCAGCACAUCAAUUUCUAAAUACUUUUUGCUCAUUUUAUGAAAGAUUUAGUGAUCUGUUUAAGAGUAUUUUCUAAUUUCCUUCAGAAUAUUUUAACUCAAAGGCAACAUUUGAGAUAUGCUGAAUUAACAUAUGUAAAGUGGCAUAUGCCUCCAAAUUACAAACCAAAGUGUCAAUUGUAAUUAAUGCUACCUGUGUUUGCAUUGAAGAUUUUAUUUUACCCUU